Molecule: messenger RNA, 1797 nt
Organism: Abrus precatorius (Indian licorice)
Lineage: Eukaryota; Viridiplantae; Streptophyta; Magnoliopsida; Fabales; Fabaceae
Product: probable serine/threonine-protein kinase PBL28
Exons: 7
Coding region: 555-1679 (374 amino acids)
Biological process (GO): protein phosphorylation
Molecular function (GO): protein kinase activity; ATP binding
Source: RefSeq, a predicted model, not a curated record
UAUUUGUGAUGAAGACUGAGAAGAGCAAAUGAAAAUGACCCUCCAACCUCCAAUGCAUUUUCAAUCUGUCUAAACAAGUAAAACGUAAAUUAAAUGAAAAUGGAGAAUGAUGCUGCAGUUUUCACUUCCUUGUCAAAGUAAACACCCCACCACUACUUCCCCAACCAAAAGGCAAAAGGCAAGCAAUUGUUUUCUACUUUUCUUUUCUCAGCUUUCUCUUUUCCUUAAAGUACAUAGUUCUCUACUUGUGUUGUCUGUCUCAGAAAAUCCAAGUUGUUGGAGGGUGUUUUUUGAGUAUUCUUCUACUCUAAUUUCACUUGCUCCAUACAUACUCCACACAGGAUUCCCUUACUAUGAAAAUAAUUUUAUAUGGUAAAGGCUCUCUCCAAUGCAUGCCAAGUAUUCCAAUGUGAUCUACUUCAUGGUUCUAGGAAAACCCCACAUGUACCUUCUAAGGGUGUCAUGGAAUUAGUCAUUUCUAUCCAAUUGAGCAUUUGGUUUGUUAGAACCAACCACUUCAUGUCUUAACAUAGAACCGUACAAGAUAGACAACCAUGCCAUUUGGUUUGGUCUCAGCAUGGAACAAGCGUAGAAGAAGCAAGUCCCAAGAUCAUUCAGACCCUUGUACUUUUCUACUUGCUUUUUCUUCUUUUCAUGUUGUAAGGAUUUAUAAACCUGCUGAGUUUUGGCAACUUGAUGAUCAAACACCUCAACCUACCAAAAGGAGGCAUGGAUCAUCUGUUUUCACACUCAAGGAGAUGGAAGAGGCAACAUGUUCAUUCAGUGAUGAUAAUAUUCUUGGAAAAGGAGGGUUUGGCAGGGUCUACAAGGGCACUUUGCGGUCAGGAGAGGUUGUAGCAAUCAAGAAAAUGGAGCUGCCAGCAAUUAAAGAAGCAGAGGGGGAGCGUGAAUUCCGCGUAGAAGUUGAUAUAUUGAGCAGACUUGACCAUCCAAAUCUUGUUUCUUUGAUAGGAUACUGUGCUGAUGGGAAGCACAGAUUCCUAGUUUAUGAAUAUAUGCAUAAUGGGAACCUGCAAGAUCAUUUGAAUGGAAUCGGGGAAAGAAAAAUGGAUUGGCCUCUGAGACUCAAAGUGGCAUUGGGAGCAGCAAAAGGCCUUGCUUAUCUCCAUUCAAGCUCUUGUCUAGGAAUUCCUAUUGUUCAUAGAGAUUUCAAAUCCACCAAUGUCCUUUUAGAUGCCAAUUUUGAAGCAAAGAUAUCUGAUUUUGGGCUUGCCAAACUAAUGCCAGAAGGACAGGAAACACGUGUGACUGCAAGAGUACUUGGUACCUUUGGCUAUUUUGACCCAGAGUAUACAUCGACUGGAAAACUCACUCUACAAAGUGAUGUUUAUGCCUUUGGUGUUGUUCUUCUAGAGCUAUUGACAGGACGUCGAGCUGUAGAUUUAAACCAGGGCCCAAAUGAUCAAAACCUAGUACUACAGAUGAGGCACAUACUGAAUGACCGCAAAAAGCUCCGUAAGGUGAUAGAUCCAGAGAUGGCUCGAAAUUCUUACACAAUUGAGUCUAUUGUCAUGUUCGCCAAUCUGGCAUCACGAUGUGUACGUGCUGAGAGUAAUGAGAGACCUUCAAUGGUAGAUUGUGUCAAAGAAAUCCAAAUGAUUAUCUAUACAAAUUCAAAAGGCUUGGGAGUGCUUAUGCAUAGCUUGAGAAUGCUUUAGCGAAAUGAAAUCCCAGGUUCAGAAUCCUGGUUUAUGAUGGUCUCCGUUCAGUUAAAAAAAGAUACUUAAUUACUCUAUCAUUCAUAAGUUCUUCAAUUCAUGUUUAAACCCCAAAUUG